CAAGCAGACCAACAGUAACACCAAGAGCAGGCGGGCAGGCCUCAGCCCUCCUCCCCGGCUAGCUGCAGCCCCUGCCCAGGCCGCCUGAUCCCAGCGCCAUGGUCCGGUACCGCGAGCGCAGCCCGAGUGAACACCCCCACCAGGGGCACAUGCAGCAGGCGCACGGGCAGGAGGCCGGCCGCGAGGGCCAGGAGCCAGAGCAGGGCCUGAACCCCGAGAGCAUCGAGGCCUACGGCCGGACCUACCAGGGCCGCCGCCACCACAGGCACAGGCACUGCUCCCGCAGGAGGCCGCACCGCCGGCCCCCCCGGCGGCGGCGGCGGCGCUCCAGCCGGAGGCACAGGAGGCGGCACCGCAGAGGCUGCAGAAGAACCAGGAGGAGGGGAUACAGAAGGUACCACUAGAUCUCCUUGGGCCCCGCUCCCCUGUGGGAGUUAAAGUCGCCUGCCCAACGAACAGCACAUGAAGCCCUGACACCCGCCCCAUGCGGUGCCCAAAGAGCCCACAAGAUCUGAGCAAAUGCACAAGAGCCACCUGCCAAAUAAAACUUGACAAAACA
Molecule: messenger RNA, 559 nt
Organism: Tupaia belangeri chinensis (Chinese tree shrew)
Lineage: Eukaryota; Metazoa; Chordata; Mammalia; Scandentia; Tupaiidae
Gene: PRM2
Product: protamine 2
Exons: 2
Coding region: 99-404 (101 amino acids)
Biological process (GO): spermatid development; nucleus organization; chromosome organization
Cellular component (GO): nucleus
Molecular function (GO): DNA binding
Source: RefSeq, a predicted model, not a curated record